This is a messenger RNA of Paramuricea clavata, 1494 nucleotides long. Lineage: Eukaryota; Metazoa; Cnidaria; Anthozoa; Malacalcyonacea; Plexauridae. The record is from the annotation of a GenBank genome assembly.
AUGGCAUCUCUUUUGAAAAAUAUUUUCCGUCAGAAGUACAGUACAGCUCAUCUGUUUGCAGUGCUUCCUGUGUUAGGAGGCUUGUGUCCUAGUUCGUCAAAAAAUGACAAAGAGGCCCUUCACAAUAACAACAAAACGCCGCCGAAAGAUCGCUUUAGCGAGAGAAAUGCGAACGGGCGAUUCGGACACUCAAAAAAGAAAGACUUUGCAGCCAGGAAUGAGGGAAAAAACAAAUGGGCAGCGAAACGAAAGCUUAACUUUAGCGCAGAUACAGAAAACAUCCCUGCGAAGCGACAAACACGAAACUCGGCGGUAUGUAAAUGUUUGUUUUGAAAAUGUUUAUUCAAUUAUUAGUAAAAAUGUCACAUUUUUGUGUAAAAAUGUCAGUAUAUUAACUAGAGAUUGACUCGUGUUUCUAUUUCACGUUUAUAGUUCAAUACAAAUUUUGGAACUCGUAUAAUUGACUUGGAUGUUUUCCAAAACAAUAUUGAGAAAUGCAUCAAUUGUAACUCAGGUAAAUUGUAUCCUAAAGAUUUUACACAAAUUGUUAUCAAUGACAAUGUAUAUAUAAGCAUGAAACAAAUAGCAAUUUAUCACAAAACUUCAAAUAUAGUUAUAUAGCAUAGCCAAAAAUAUUUCAGAGCAUUUUUCUCAUCAAGGGGAAUGCGUUUUGUACUCUAUCUAGUAAGCAAACUAGCAACAUAUUCCCCUUUACAAGAAAAAUCUUCUAGUUUAUUAGAGUAGAAUAGUAAAGCAGGGCAUAUAUUACAGUUCAAGUCCCAAAAAUCUUUUAAUAUUCGACGUUUAAUGUAAUAAUAAAUGUAAUAGCAUAGUGUUAAAUCUUUAGGUCCACUAUCCUUGACCAAAUGCAAAAAGGAACAACACCUUGGCUUAGCAAGCAUUUUUAUGAUCCAGUGUCCAAAGUGUGGUAAUAUUAAUCAUGUUAAGACCUCCAGUGAACAUCGAACAGGCAAACGUGGACCAAAAUCCUUUGAUAUCAAUUCACGCAUUGUUCUUGGUUGUCUCCAUGCAGGAAUUGGACAAACACACAUUAACAAUCUGCUGGCAACCACCAACAUCCCUGGGUUGACAAAUAACACAUUCAAACAUCGGGAACGAGAAGUUGGACUUGCCGUAGAGAAAGUUGCUAAAAAGAGUUGCAAACAAGUUAUAAAUGAUGAAAAAAUUAUUGCCCUCAGUAAUGGUAUUCAAUCCGAUGAGAACAAAUUACUACCAGUUGCAUGCUCAUUUGAUAUGGGGUGGCAAAAGAGAGGGAAAGGGCACAAUUCUAACACUGGUCAGGCUGCAGUCAUGAGUAUGACAUCUGGGAAAGUGAUGGAUUAUACAACCCGAGUGAAAACAUGCAGAUAUUGUGAUUAUGCGAAGGCAAAAAACAUAGCAGUCAAAUCCCAUGAUUGUCGAAAAAACCAUUCAGCAUCAUCUAAGGCAAUGGAGCCUGAUUCAGCUGUAGAAAUGUUUAACAAUGCUUUGUAG